This is a messenger RNA of Tricharina praecox, 1041 nucleotides long. RefSeq names its product 39S mitochondrial ribosomal protein L46-domain-containing protein. The transcript has 3 exons. Gene Ontology annotation, molecular function: structural constituent of ribosome. Lineage: Eukaryota; Fungi; Ascomycota; Pezizomycetes; Pezizales; Pyronemataceae. The coding region runs from base 1 to 1041 and encodes 346 amino acids. The record is from RefSeq and is a predicted model, not a curated record. Gene Ontology annotation, cellular component: mitochondrial large ribosomal subunit.
AUGAACGCUGGUCUACGAUCCGCGCGGCGGCCUUUAGGCAUGCUGCUGAAGCAGCACCGGCAACAAGCAGCAGCACCUCGUGCAUACUCUUCCGCCGCCCCCGCGACCGUCACCACCGAAACCCCCACCACGCCACCGGCCCCGCCCAUCCAAUUUAGCCAGAAUGCCUCCACCACGCCCACCGCGACGCCCAGCAAGCCCACCGCGCGCAGCGCCGGCCCCUACCGCACGACCUCCGCCGUGGUCCUCUCGCGCCCGCCCAUGCUGACGCCAGACCUGGACCCGUUCGAGGAGUCGUUCUACUUCUACCAGCGGCGGCUGAACCAGCGGCUGGCUUUGCCGUUCACGCGGUACUUCUACUUCAAGAAGGACACUCCGGCGGAUCUCGAGUGGAAGCGGAAGCAGAAGGCUCUUGGGGACGACGUGUUCACGGGGUUCGGGAAGCGCUCGUGGGCUGACGAGCUGCUCGUCGGCGAUGAAUCACACAAGAGUGACGAUAAUGGGUUUCGUCGCCUGGCGGCGACGACGGUGUCGGGCGAGGAUGCGACCGCGGAGGGAGUUGAGGGUGUUAAGAAGUUUGAAAUGCCGCUGGGCAGGACGAGUAAGGCGGAUAUGGAGGGAGACCGUAGGAGCCUCGAUCGACACAUGACUCGCACCCUCUAUCUGCUCGUCAGGAAGAAGGGUCGCGAUAGGUAUGCGUGGAAGUUCCCACAGAGCCCGCUGGUUGGCUUCGAGAACCUGAAGGAGGCCGCGGAACGAACACUCGCGGAGGCGGCAGGCGUCAACAUGAACACGUGGUUUGUCGGCAACGUGCCAAUAGGCCACAGCGGCUACCGGUACCCCAAGGGGUACACGGAGGACGGCGACUACAUGGGGAAGAAGGUGUUCUACAUGAAGGCGCGCAUCAUGGCUGGACAGGCCGACCUGGCCGAGAACAAGUUUGGCCUCGACGACUUCAUGUGGCUCACCAAAGAGGAGGUCGAUGAGGUCGCCGGUCGCCCGUAUUUCAAUGUCGUCAAGGAUAUGUUGGUCAACCAGUAG